UAUUUAUGUAAAGAAAUUAAAACAUGUCAAAGGAGUAGAAAAAAAAAAAAAAAAAAACAAAAACAAUAAUGACUGAAGUUGUAGAAUCAGAAACUGAAGAAACAGACUUUGAAGAUGAAGUUCCAUUUGCUGUGACUUCAACAGUCCCAGAAAACAUCAUAGAUUUGAAGCAUUCCUUUGGAUAUGAUUGCAAGAGAUUAUUCAACUUGUGUCUAAUCGAUGAGGACACUCUAGUAUUUGCAUCGGGAAAUUUAUUGCAUUAUUAUUCAAUUUCAAAAAAUGAAUUAGCCUUUCGAAGGACAAUUUUUGGCGGUGGAGUUGGAUUUGUCAUUAAAAAUGAUAAUCCUAAAUACAACUACCUGACCAUUGCAGAAAAUGGCUCUAACCCAACUAUUUUUAUUUACAAAUAUCCUCAACAUGAGAUAGUUACGGAAUUAAAAGGUGGUGCAGUCCGUAAUUUUACCUGUGGCACCUAUAACAAUAAUGGCGAUUUGAUUGCUACACAAGCUGGCAAUCCUGAUUACAUGUUGACAAUUUGGAAUUGGCAGACAAGUUCUAUCAUCCUGCGAUCGAAGGCAUAUCAAAAUGAUGUCCUUGAUGUGGCAUUUUCACAAUUUAAUCCGAUUCUGCUAGCCACAUGUGGAUUGAGUCAUGUGCAGUUUUGGAAAAUGGCACAAACUUUUACAGGUCUUAAAUUGAAAAGCCAAUCAGGUCGUUUUGGUAAAACUGAUACUUGUGACGUGUAUGCAGUUUAUAUGCUAGCUGAUGAGAAAGUGAUUUCGGGAUGUGAAUGGGGAAAUAUGCUUGUUUGGGAAGCUGGUCUUAUUAAAGUUGAAGUUACGAGAAAAGCUCGACUUCCUUGUCAUACGAAACCAAUUACAAGGAUCAUUUGGAUGGGGAACAAUGAAGUUAUGACUGUUGGAAUGGAUGGAUAUGCUCGUAUUUGGUUUUGGGAAACAGUGGAACUAGCUGAUCCACCAGAAGAUGAUCGUUAUGUUGAAAUUGAUCCGAUUUAUGAAUUUCGAAUUGGAGAUCGUGAUGAGUCUUGUGAAAGUAGACAUUUGUUGAAAGCAAAACCAGAGGAUGAUAAAGAUUUUCAAUAUUAUUCACAGGAUGGCAACGGUGGCGUUUGGUUAUGUGAUCUCAAUACAGAAACUACACCAAUUCCACCAAAAAAACUCUUCUCUUGUCAUGGAGGUAGAAUUGUUGCUGGACAAGCAAGUCCUACUUCGUCACAUAUAGCAACUUUAGGAGCAGAUGGAAAAUUAAAUAUAUACAAUUAUGAAACUGAAAAGCUUCUGCUUCAAGAACCUUUCAACUCACCUGGCAGAGAUCUCAUCUGGCUUGAUACUUCUGUGGAUCCCUCUGGCAUGGUUUUAUUAAUCGGGUUUGAAGAUGGAGUAGUGCGACAAGUCGUUUUGGAAAUUCCCGACGACAGUGAAACCUCGAAGCCCCGUGUGCAUUUUAUAAACGCCAUCAAACCCCAUCAUGCAGCUCCGAUAACCUUUUUAGAGGUGUCCCCAAAUUGGGACAUAUUAGUUUCAGGAGCAAUGGACAAAACAAUAUUUUUAUUUCACAUCAAGAAAAAUGACUUGGAGUAUGUUGAAUUGAUUCCAUUAGGAUUUAUUUUGUUCGAAGGAUCACCAACCUGUCUUCAUUGGGAUAAAAAUAAAUCCAAAACGGCUCUGAUUGGAUGUCAUACAGGAGAAGUUUAUGAAUGCAAUUUACCUCCACCAGAAUCCAUUGAUUUGGUCAAAGUUCGACCUACUUGGCGAAUAGAACCUUUGUCUAGUAAAAUGCUUCGAUUUAAAUCUGUUAAAAGUCGUAUCAGAAGAGAAUUGGAAAUAGCUGCUAAAUUGCGAAGAAAGGCCAAGAAACUAGCAGCGAAGAAGAAAGAAAUGAAGAGACUAAUGGAAAUCAAUCCUGGAUUACAGUUUGAUGAGAGUGCCUUAGCUGAUUCUUCAGAGGAUGAUGAAGAUGAAAAACAAAAACCACUACACAUACCUGAUCCUCCAAGUCCAAUACUUUGGCUACAGUACACAAAUGAAGAUACAAUUUGGCUAUCGAUGGGUGGUUACGAUGCUGGUUAUAUCUAUGAAGUUAAAUUCGGUGAAAAUGAACCUAUAACCUGCACUUUUAUUCCUGAAGCUGAUGAUGUUGAAAUUCAUUCAUAUUUGUUUAUAGAUAAAUAUCUAAUUUUUGGAAUGCAAACGGGUCAAAUCCGUAUAAACGUAGUUAAAAAAGAUUUUCGUGAUUUAACAGACUUUUGGGUGAUAAGCAUGCAUGAUAAUUUAAAUGGUGUAAUACCUAGAAUCUUCACAAGUCACGAUGGCAAAUGGUUAUUCUCGAUUGGUUAUGAUGGAAAUAUAUUUUACUAUCAAUGGAAUGGACCAGAAAUAGCAAGACACUGUCAACCAGCUUCCAUAUUUCAUGUGCCUUCAAAAGUAUCUAAAGAUAUUGAAGAUCGAAAUCAGUUAUCGUUGGAAGAAGUGAAGAUUCAAGAAAAUCUUGUAAAACUACACGCUUUCGAGGAAGAAGAACGAAGAAGACUUUUGCCAAGUUUUGAAGUUAUGCAAAUACAAGUUGAUUGGAUUACAGAAAAGUGCAAAGAAUUGUUUCAGGAGAAAUUACAUGAUGUAUUGAAGAAAUUGAAGCAUGACGUUACGGGUGCGUGUCAUGAUGCUCAAGAGCUAUACGAUUUUAUGUUUCUACCAUUAGAAUAUAUUCCUUUUGAGGUUUUUGCUAUCAGAAAUGACGAUGUGGUUCGGGUAUUUCGGCUACCGAAGCUUAUUUCUGUUCCUGAUUCAUUCAAAGAAGAUAUCGAAGAAGAAGAAGAAGAAGGAGUAGAAGAAGAACAAUCAAAAUCAACUUCUAUUGCAUUAGAAUCUACAACAACUUUAGCUGGAUCUAAAUUUUCUCAAACCUCCUUGGCUUCUACAAUCUAUGACUUUCCUGAGAAAGUUCUACUAAAAUUUUACAUCAGGAUCUUAGAAUUCUUCACGUUUUUGAAACAAAUCAAAAACGAAGAAAUCGAAAAGAUACUUGAUGUAUGUGGAGAUGAAUUUGAAGAAGAAGAACAAUCACUGAUUGGAAGUGAAAUACUAGGAAAGGAAGAAGAAGAAGAGGAUGAUGAAGAUACGGAAAGUACAUUAAUAGAAAAAGCUAUUGGAUUUUUGAAGAAUUCAAUAAGAGAAAAUGUAGAAGUGAAGAAUUUAGAAAUAUCAAUUAUUCAGGAAAUUCUUCAUACUUUGAAGUCAGAGUUCAAUAACAAAGUUUUAAAGCUUAAAGAACAGAAGUCAUGUCUCUAUGAGAAGAUUAAAAAACUUGAAGAAGACAUUGUGUCAUCAGGAGAAGAGAAUAUAGCUCUACCUGAAUUACGUGAAAUUGUGAUUUAUAACGAAUAUCCUGAAGAAGUUUUUAAGGAACCGUUUAUAGCUUUGAGAUCUUUUGAGUCGAUAUUAUGGGAAAAACCAAUGAAGAUAGCUGAAAUAGAAGAAACAGUACAAACAGAAGAAGACGAAAAUGAAUUAGUUAACAAUGAAGGCAUUGAAGAAAUCCAAGAAGAGGAACAAGAGGAAGAAGAUCAUCAUUUAGAAGAAGAACCAAGUGAAGAAUGGACUAUUGAAUUGGAAAAUCUUUUCGAUAAAAUAAACGAAAAAAUAAACAUCUUUGAUAAAGAACUUGAAGAAGCUUAUAACAAUCGAGUACAAUUUGAAGUUGAAAUUAAAUAUUUGGAAUAUCUUGAAGAAAUUUUUAGUCAAGAAUUGAGUAUUCUUGCAGACUCUGAAGUGACAGAGAAAAUCCUUAUGGAACGAGAUGAAGCUGCUAAAAUGAAUCGCAAUGAAAUAAGCGCAAAAAUUAAGAAAUUGAGGAGCGAAAUUGAUGCAAUGAAUAAAAGUUUUGUUGUUAUGAAGGAUGACAUAAAAAAGAUACAAGUUGAGUUUAAUGACGCAAUAAAGGGAAAUAAAUUUUUUAAAUUCUUAAAACGGAUAUUUGAGAAGAAAUUUAAGCCAAAGAAGGAACGAAAUCCAGAUGAUGAAACUGAAUCUUCAUCUGAAGAUUCAUCCAGCGAUGAUGACGAUGCUGGAAGUGGUGAUUCUGGUAAUAUAACAGCCAUUCGUCUUGAUGAGUCUCAUUGUCCCAGUGGCUGUGAUCGAAAAUUAUACGAUCUAUCUUUUGAACUGCGUGCAGAACGACAUUCUUUAGAGCAAAAAAUCUACAACGGUUACAAAUCAAACGAAAUUAAAAGAAUCGAAAUUGAAGAACUUAAUCGAAAGGUUCCAGAAGCUGAUGAUCUCUGUGUAAAAGAACGCACAAGUUUGUUAAUCUUUAGGAGACAAAAGGAUGAAAAACUCCAGGCCAUAGAAAAGGAAGUCAUUAACAGCAUCGAAGGUUUUGGAUUGAAAAUUUGUCAUCUUGAGCAGGGGUCUGAAGAAUAUGAUCAGUAUCUUGAAGAUCUUUUUAAAUCAAAGAAGAAAGAAGCAUGCUUACUUAAUGAAGAGUUACAACGCCCAAUUGAUAUCUACACUGAAAAGUUGAAAAUACUUCUUGAAAUGCUCAUUGAAAAGGAUCGUCUUCGACGAAAGAAGCCUUCAGUUACAAAGGUUUCCAGAUCAGAGCAGUCAAUCUCUGUUGUUUCUGUUGCUAAACCACCAACACCUCCACCAGUCUUUGAUUUUGAAGCUUAUGCUUCGGAAAAGAUAAUGAAACUUGUUCAACGCUUCUUUUUUCGCUACUUAUCAAAACACAUAUCGGAAGCUUAUAUGCGAAAAUACAUUCCAAAAGUAGCAAGAUGCUUAGGAAAUAUUGGACGAAAUUUCACAUGUGAACUGGCUGAUAACAUAAUCGGAGUGAUCAUUGAAAACCUGCAGAGGAUUAUCCCGAAAAAAUACCUCAUACAUGCAUCUCUUGAUGAUAUUCGAAGUUUAUUCAAAGAUAUUGUUGCAGUUUUCGAACUCGAUCCGGUUGAGAUUAAUCCAAUAGCUACAAUCAACGAAACAGUGCAGAAAGUUUUGAAGACAUUUAGCAAAAUGAAAUGCGGCAAUAAGACUCAACGAAUAAUUUUGGAGAUCAGUCAAGUUCUUAUAGAAGAAUUACCGAUGGAUGAUUUUCGUAGUAUUGAAACCGUUCGAGUUCUUUCGAAGUUACUUGCAAGGGAAGCGGUUAUUAUACCGAACUGUUUGAAUGUUGAAAUGUUGGUGGAACAGAUAGGAGCUUACGCUAAGGAGCACAUGCUUAGUGCUGUCACUGUAAAAAUCAUACGAACAUAUGCCGAAGAGCUUUCGAAAGAACUUCUCGUUCGAAAAGGAGAAGAAGUGCGUUUAGUUAAACCAAAAGAGAAGAUUUGCAAAGAUUUAAGAAGGAAAAAAAGAAUUGUUAACUAA
Messenger RNA from Episyrphus balteatus (marmalade hoverfly), 5384 nucleotides. Its product is annotated as cilia- and flagella-associated protein 44. Gene Ontology annotation, molecular function: protein binding. The record is from RefSeq and is a predicted model, not a curated record. NCBI's taxonomy places the organism in Eukaryota, Metazoa, Arthropoda, Insecta, Diptera, Syrphidae. Bases 69 to 5384 code for a protein of 1771 amino acids. The transcript has 13 exons.